AUGCCGUCCCGCAACUGGCGAGCCGCAAUCAUCGUGGGCUGCACGUUGCUGCUGACGCUGCCCCUCUACCAGCUGCGCGACCACCAGGCCACCGGAUACUACAAGCAGUACCUCUACGACCAUCUGUCGCCAUAUCUGCAGGGCCAGGGCGUCUACAACAACACGCUGUACCAUGAGGGCACCGAGGCCGCCGUCCACUCGAGCUGGAACUUCAGCUCGCCAUGCGCCGGCUUCCCCAACAUGGACGGCAUCAUGCUGGUCAUGAAGACGGGCGCCACCGAGGCCUAUGACAAGCUGCCCACGCAAUUGCUCACCGGCCUGCAGUGCAUCGACGACUUCUUGCUCUUUUCCGACCUGGAGCAGCAGAUUGGCAAGUACCACAUCUACGAUUCCCUCGACCGCGUCGACGACAAGAUCAAGGAAAAGUACAAAGAGUUCAAGCUGUACCAGGCACAGCAGGAAUGCCCCGUCUCGCAAAAGGACUGCACCGCCGGCAUGGACGGCGGCUGGGAGCUGGAUAAGUUCAAGUUCGUCAACAUGAUUGUGCGGGCUUGGGAGUUGCGCCCCAACCAGGAGUGGUACGUCUUUGCCGAGGCCGACACCUACGUCGUCUGGCCGACUCUGGUCCACUGGCUGCGCAACAAGGUCAACCCCAGAGAUAAUGUCUACAUCGGCAGCGUGGCUAUGAUCUCCGGCUUCCCCUUUGCCCACGGCGGCAGCGGCUACAUCGUGUCUGGCGCACUCAUGCGCAAGAUGGCCCAGAUCCCGGACAUCACAAAGUACGACGACAAGGCGGGAGAUGAAUGCUGUGGUGAUGUCGUCUUCUCCAGAGUGGCCAAGGAGGUGGGAACCAAGGUCUUGAACGCGCAUCCCAUGUUCAACGGCGAAAAGCCUAACACGCUGCCCUACGGACCCGGCCACUGGUGUGAGCCUCUCUUCACCAUGCACCACGUGAAUUCGGAGGAAAUUAGCAGCGUGUGGCAGUAUGAGCAGACGCGUACCAAGCAGGUUGGUACUCCCUAUGAUUUCAUGCAGAUCCGAGAAAUGUACUACGCCUUUUUCGCUCCCAAGAUGGUUUCCUUCCGAAAGGACUGGGACAACCUGUCGGACGAUACUUGCUAUAUCGCCCCCGACGAAGAGAGUCAGAAAAAGGCCACUCAGCAGCAACGAGACCGACAGGUCAAGGAGGGCGACAAAAACGUCGUCCAGAAGUAUGCGCACAACUCACCGGCCGCUUGCGCCAAGGUCUGUGAGGCUGCCGACCGCAAGUGUUUCCAGUGGCGAUUCCAGAAGAACGUCUGCUGCACGGCCAAGAGCUUCAAGCUCGGCAAGCCCAAGAAGGAGAAGAAUGACGGGGACAAGUGGACGAGCGGAUGGUUCGUCAGAGGCAUCAACGACUGGAUCGAGACCAAGGGAGAGUGCCCCGUGGAAUGGAAAAACCCUCGAUAA
This is a messenger RNA of Trichoderma virens Gv29-8, 1449 nucleotides long. RefSeq names its product glycosyltransferase family 31 protein. Bases 1 to 1449 code for a protein of 482 amino acids. The record is from RefSeq and is a predicted model, not a curated record. The transcript has 4 exons. Lineage: Eukaryota; Fungi; Ascomycota; Sordariomycetes; Hypocreales; Hypocreaceae. Gene Ontology annotation, cellular component: membrane. Gene Ontology annotation, molecular function: glycosyltransferase activity.